This is a messenger RNA of Falco peregrinus (peregrine falcon), 1510 nucleotides long. RefSeq names its product acrosin-like. The record is from RefSeq and is a predicted model, not a curated record. Gene Ontology annotation, biological process: acrosome reaction; proteolysis. NCBI's taxonomy places the organism in Eukaryota, Metazoa, Chordata, Aves, Falconiformes, Falconidae. The coding region runs from base 413 to 1462 and encodes 349 amino acids. Gene Ontology annotation, molecular function: serine-type endopeptidase activity. The transcript has 5 exons.
UGUUUAUUGGGAAGGAGCCGGUGGCACAGGGCUGCAGAGAGCAGGGCGGCAGGGAACUCCCCAAAGAGGCUGUGAGGCCACGCUGGGUGUUGCCCUGUGAGCUGUUAGCAGGCAGAGCUGGGAGCCAGGCGCUGCUGCCUGCCACGGGGCCUGCCCACCCUGAUCGUGCAAGCAGGGCAUUGCGUGGGGCUCUGUCAGGGGUGUGCGAUCCCAGCUUCCGCCUCCAGUCCUGCUUGGAACCCCUCCUGUUGCCACCCAUCCCUCCCCCACCGCCACCACGCCCAGCACCUGGAACCAGGCACUCUGUGACAUCAGCCCCGUGUCCAAGAGAACCCCAGGCAACAGGAAUAUUGCGGGCAGUACAUCGUCGGCCGUACUGGUGGUGAUAAGCCCUUGUUCUUUCAGCUGCCACAUGUUGCUGGUAGUGAUGGAUGUUCUCCUCCUCCUCGUUGUCCUGCUGGCCAUGUGCUGUCCUGUGCAUGGCACAUGGGAUAGCUGUGGAGGCACCUGCGGCCUUCGGCCUGCGGCUUUGAACUACAGUAUGUCACACGUCGUGGGUGUCAGAAAUGCCCAGCCAGGGGCCUGGCCCUGGAUCGUCAGUAUCCAGGCUCCCUUGGAAGGAGGCACGGCGCACAUCUGCGGAGGUUCCCUCAUCAGCCCACAGUGGGUCCUCACGUCAGCCCACUGCUUCAUCGAGGCUAGGAACAUCACCAUGUGGCAGGUGGUGGUAGGUGCCACCCGGCUGACCCAGCUGGGACCUGAGGCCCAGGUGCGCAACAUCAAGCAGCUGCUGGUUCACCAGCACUUCAAUAAUAUCACACAGAGGAACGACAUUGCCUUGCUGGAACUGGAGCAGCCUGUCCAGUGCAACAGCUACGUACAGCUUGCCUGCGUGCCGGAUGCCUCGCUGAGAGUCUCGGAGCUGACAGAGUGCUACGUCAGUGGCUGGGGUGCCAGGACUGCAAGAGGUGAGCUCCCAAAAUGUAGAUCGGCGUAUGUGCUGCAGGAGGCCCAGGUGCACCUCAUUGAUGCCGGGGUCUGUAACAGCAGCGGCUGGUACAGAGGGGCCAUCCACACCCACAACAUCUGUGCUGGCUAUCCGCAGGGUGGCAUCGACACCUGCCAGGGGGACAGCGGUGGGCCUCUUGUGUGCCAAGAGAAGAGCGCGGACUAUGUCUGGCUUGUUGGUGUGACCAGCUGGGGGAUGGGCUGUGCGAGAGCAAAGAAGUCUGGAGUCUACACCUCCACCCAGCACUUCUACAACUGGAUCCUGGAACAGAUGGGCCUGCACACAGCAGUAGCAACUACUGCAAGGCCGCAGCCAGCCUUCACCUCCACCCCCGUUCACAGGCCAACACCAACAGAAGCAGGAAGGUUUACACCCUGCCCACUUCCAGUGCAGAAGCUGUGGGAUUUCCUUACUUGGCUGCAUGAACUCCUGCAGUACCUAAGCAGGAAAUAGGUUUGAUCAGCAGGACGGAGAGGAUCCAGGGCUGGCUGCAGCGCACCA